Messenger RNA from Aureobasidium musti, 1257 nucleotides. Lineage: Eukaryota; Fungi; Ascomycota; Dothideomycetes; Dothideales; Saccotheciaceae. The record is from the annotation of a GenBank genome assembly.
AUGAGUUGGAAAGGCUUCACCAAGAGCGUCACCCGCCAGUUCAAGCAAAAGUUCAACAUGGGUGAAAUCACAAAGGAUCCCAUCUAUGUUGACGCCGAACGUCGCUUCUCAGAGCUCGAGACCGAGACUAAACGUCUGCACGAUGAGUCCGAAAAGUACUUCAAGUCCAUCAACGGCAUGCUCGACCACCAGAUCGAAUUCUCAAAAGCUUGCGCCGACUUGUAUAAGCCCAUUUCUGGUCGUGCUUCAGACCCAACCUCCUACGUCGUCGACGGCAAUCCCGAGGGCAUCCGCGCUUGCGAGGAGUACGAGGCCAUUGUGAAAGACUUGAAGGCUUCGCUGCAACCUGAACUGGAGAUGAUCGAGUCUCGCAUCGUAAAACCCGCCGACGAGCUCCUCGAGAUCAUCAAGCAGGUCCGCAAAUCUGCAGUCAAGCGUGACCACAAACAGCUCGACUACGAUCGUCACCGAGCUACUCUCAAGAAGCUACAGGACAAGAAGGACAAGACGCUUAAGGACGAAAAGGCCCUGUACAAGGCAGAGAACGAAGUCGAGGUCUCGACCCAGGACUACAACUACUUCAACGACCUGCUCAAGAAUGAGCUGCCCGAGCUGUUCCGCCUUGAGCGCGAAUUCAUCCUUCCCUUGUUCCAAUCAUUCUACUACAUGCAGCUGAACGUCUUUUACACGUUGCACGAGCGCAUGCAGAGCAUUGAUAUUGGCUACUUCAACUUGACCCUGGACAUCGAGGCAGCCUUUGAGGAAAAGCGCGGAGAUAUUCAAGAAAAGGCCGAGGCUCUGACUAUUGUACACUUCAAGACCAAAGGUCUGGGUCGACCUGCUGGAAGCAAGUACGGCGCCGGCAGAUUGGCCAUCGAGGGCAAGACCAAGACCACAGCUCCUGCUCUUGAGUCGUCUACUGCUCAGCUGUCGAUCACCGACGGGAACCCGACGUCUCCUCCACCUUACUCAGCUACUGGAUCGACAACCGGUGGGCUCGCGCGCAUGUCUUCGAUCGCAAAGAGCAAGCCCCCGCCACCAAAGCCCAAGCCAUCGAGAUUUAGUGGGGUGCCUCAGGCAGAAACGUGUUCGGCACUGUACGAUUACGAAGCUCAAGCAGAAGGCGACCUUAGUUUCAGCGCUGGCGAGACAAUUGAGAUUGUGCAACGUACGGCCAACGAGAAUGAAUGGUGGAUUGGAAAGAUUGGUGCAAGACAAGGACAAUUCCCCGGCAACUACGUACAGCUCAACUCGUAG